GUUUAGUAGUAACAAUGGUGGAUAAGUGGGUUGGGUGGCAGGAAAAAGGAGAUGAGUGUUGUCUUAAGGGAGAUAGUGGUGGACAAAGUACGGGUAUAGGAAAAGGAUGCAUACACGGUGCUGCUGGCAGCAACGGAAAGUGUUGUAACAAAGAUGGCGAUCGUCGUACUCCAUGUGCUAAUGAUGAGUGUCAGCAUUGUGGUAUUAGUCCCAGCUAUAACAAGUGUGGCAUCAGUGUCAAUGAUAUCAAUAACAAAUGCUACCUCUCGUCUUACAAAAGACACAAUGGUGACCCCAAUAGUGUACCCAGUGGAGACUACUACUGGCCCACCAUAUCCAGUGACUCCACUAAGGUCCACCUCCUGGCCCGUAUUUUCCUAGGGUCAGUAUGUCUCAUCUGGAGUGGACUCAGUCAGUUGGGGUUCCUAACGGGUGGGAGUGGCAAUGAUAGGUGGAGCAAGGAAGGAAAGCUACAUGAGGAGACUAAGGGUCUCGGCUCAUUCAUGGCGGCCAUGGGCUACGACCUGGAUAGGUUGAAUCAGGGAGCUCCAGAUAAAGGAGGAGAGUUUGUGCAAACAUUGUUGACGAAUACUGUGGGAUGGAAGGAUCUCAGUAAUGGCACCAAUUCAAAGAGUGUAGCUGAGUACUACAGUAGUAUCUAUGAAAAAGCCAAGGAGGCUGCCAAGAGUACUACUGAAUCCAUUUGUAAGGAGUACCCCCUAUUGGUACUCCACAUCCUGGCCAGUGGGUACUUCAGGGCAGGCAGUGCCGGGGCCAAGGGUAUCACGCCGCCGGCGAAGCCGGCCACUAGUACUGACGGUGCUAGUGAUGCCAAAAAGGACACUACCUCUCCCAGGAAGCCUAGGACCAUCCGGGAAAUCCUCUACUGGUUAAGUGCAUUGCCCUAUAGUCAGGGGUACAGAGACCUGGUAGAGAGGAUGGGAGAUAAGACGGAUCAGGUUACCCAGGGGAACUCUGAGGAUAAAAAGGGCCAGAUAGAGCUGUACGAUACCAGUGCUGCUAAGGCUAGUACCUCCCUCAAGAGGAAUGACAUUACUCACUACCUAAUGGCCGCCUGUGGCUACUGCCCACUGGUACUCAUCGGUAUCCAGGGGACCAUAGAGAAGGAGGUGGACAAGGCACAGCCGGCACAAGCACAAGGUAGUGCUCCAGCUGCUCCUGUUGCGGAAAAGAAGUGUCCCAAGCAUAAGGAAGAUCGUAAUCACAGAUGCGAUCCUAAAAAUAUAAAGGAACCAGCAGCCCAAGCAGCGGGAUCUUCCGCUGCACCAGCUCCCGGCGGACAACAACUCAAGGAAGGUGAGGUCUGCUACGGCGGGUACCACCUGGAAGCAAAGGAUUUUGGCCCCCUCCAUGGGAUGUACGCCAAUGGGCUCUUUGGCUUCCAGAUGGACGGCUCUCCCGCCCAGUGCCUGGACCAACUGAGGGUAUAUGUCUACCACUGCUUCUACCAGCUCUAUUUCCUGAGGAAGCAGUGUAAGGUGGGAGUGGAGAGUGGAGCUGUGCUGGGAUGGAAAAGUUGUAGGUAUGGUAGUGGACUUGAUGGCGCCGGGAAAGAGAACUGGAUUUGUCAAAAAUCAACAGGUACCAGUAAUGGGAAGUGUAAUUGUCAUAGUAGCACUAAAUCGCCACUCAUGUUAUUCCUUUGUGAUUCAGUUGAACAUAUGCAUUGUGGAUUGACAAAGGGCAAGGGUGUGAAUGAUUAUCCCGAAAUUGAUGACCACAUUGAAGCCAAGGAUACUAUUCAACCUCCACACUUUGGCAAACCACCCAAACACUGCCCAGUACCUAUGGGUUGGCAAUCAGAGAGUACUGGUAGUAGCACUAGCGGUGGUCAAAUCAGAGAAAACCACUUCAAAGAUUUGACCAAGGGUACCCAUAAGCAGUCACCACUAGAUCCUCCGUUAGCAGGCAAGUACCCUGUACACUGCACUGGGAAUACACUAUCUUAUCUCCUGGAGUACUACUGUGACCCAGACAAGUGCUCUAGUGGCACCCUAGUGGUACUACUGAGACUACUGGCAUGUAUUACUCCCACAGUGCCACGGACUCUGGGUGACCUCUUUGGGUUCUAUUACUAUAUAGUCUACAUUGGGGGAAACCAGGGUGGUGGUGGUGGUAAAAAGGAGGUGUAUACGAAGCUAGGAGAUUUAGAAAAAGAGGUGCUGCUCCAUAUGGGUAAAGAUAAUAAAGUGGUCGAGGCACUAACCACAUGGAGUGGUGGUGGAAGUGGAUGUACUAGUGGUUGUAAGGACACACUAAGGUGUCUAUAUGGCGAUAAAGGCACUGGUCAAUGCUCUCACUAUUUAUCUCCUCUGAGUGGUCAGCAGUAUGGCCAGUUGAGUCCCUUGAUGGCGGGGACCUACCUGUCAUGGUUGGUCUAUUUGAUAGAGGGGUUCCAUGAUGGACUAGAGGGAUUGGCAAAGGAUUAUAGGAAUAUAGUGUGCAAAGAUGAAGGGUGUGGUACGAGUGUGGGAGGAGGUGCUGGUGGAUGUAGUGGAGAUACAUGUAAAGCAGGAAGUCACGGUACUACGUGCAGUGGUGGUGGUAAUACCGGAGUCUGUCAGUGUCCCUCUGUGGUAUCUUGUACCGGGGUACUACCGGGGUACUACCGGUGUUGUACAAGUAUGGCUUUGGGUAUGGUAACGUAGAGACGUUGCACAACGGUAAAGUAGGUGCUGGUAGUACACAGAAGAAGCAGUGUCACCAUUUCCUGGAGACCCUGACAAAGGUCCUAACAGGGGAUCACCUCAAGACAGGUGGCACCAGUGGAGGCCUCCACCACGAAAUAAAUAAGCUCAUCUACACCACCAGGCUGCCCUGGAUCUUUGUACUGACCCUAGCGUGGCUAGUAGCAGUGCUCUACCUAGCCUUUGGUGCCAUAUGGCCACUGGACUGGACACAUAUGAGGUCGCAUUGCAGAGGAUGGUUUAGGAAGGGUAGUCUGAGUCCAUGGGAAGUACUGAUGGUGGGAAAGAAGAAGGGGAGGGGGAUACUAGAGUUUUUUGGUAAGACAUAGUGGCAAAGUAGUGGCGCCUUCGGCGCGAUAACUAGGGAUAAUGUAGAUAU
Messenger RNA from Babesia bovis T2Bo, 3087 nucleotides. RefSeq names its product variant erythrocyte surface antigen-1 beta subunit. The coding region runs from base 15 to 2669 and encodes 884 amino acids. Lineage: Eukaryota; Apicomplexa; Aconoidasida; Piroplasmida; Babesiidae. The transcript is spliced from 12 exons. The record is from RefSeq and is a predicted model, not a curated record.